AUGACGCCUGACGACUCCAAUCCCGAUCCCGAAACCCCUCAAAAUGACAGAAACGGCCACUUACCCGCUACCCGCAGUAGCUCGAGAACGACUAAGUCCUUGCAGGUCGAUACCGAGACCGCCCAGAAUCUUAAUUCGAACUCUACCCUGAGCAACGAGAUCCUCCAACUUCUGAAUCCGUCUAAAAAACGAAAGUUGAAUGGGCCCCCGUCGCCACCAUGGAAAUCGGCCGCUGCCCAAACUCCCUCCAGCUUCAUCGACGGCACGGGCAGGAAGAGAUCAAUGAGAACCAUGCCGCCACCGCCUACUCCUGUCACUCCGGUAAAGGGGGGUCGACUUACAAGGUCUGCUGCAGCACAAAUAUCACCAGAUUCCUCUACUACGAGCAGUCGCACUAAAACUAAAGAAUACAGACCUGGGACCCGGACAUCACCUAGGUCAAAACAACAGCACACGCCUAUAACCGCCGCCCCAAAAUCUCAGACUCGGGGUAGCGCUAAAUCAACUGCUACCACUUCAUCGUCUCGUAGCCCGGUAGUUACAAAAUCCAACCAAACCCGACAAAGUAUCUAUGUUCGAGCCAAUCCGAAGCAACCCCCUCAAAACUCAUCGAGCCCGAAAAAGACCCGAAAUGCAAUCCGUCUUUCAACAGUUCCUAGAAGGCGAAGUGGAAGGCUUGCGGUGGCUGAGGAGCAUGCUGAAGAUGAGGAUGAAGAUGUUGAAAUGGAAGAUGAACCCCAUGACUUUGUCGAGGGGACUUUUGAUGAUUCUAAGAGGAUAUCGUGGCGACUCAAGUUUAGUCGUAAGGUUAAGCCACCUCUUUUCUGUAACAUUAUGAACAUGCCCAACCCUCGCAAGUUCUCGUCCCUUAGAGAGUAUCUCGAUGCCGAAGAUAACGACCCGGACUACCUCAAACAGAUGCAGGACGGAGCCAUCGCUGAAGCUGUCAAACGGAUCAAGCUCGAAGAAGCCUAUGAAAACGAUUCGCUGCGCCCGGAGAAUCUUCAAUUUGCUUUGCCCCAGGUUGUACCUUUGCCAGAGCGUUUGAAACCGCAAUGGGGACACCAAGAUCACUUUGUUAAUCAUGCCCUCCGCUUCAGUAAACUCUUGAAGAGGGAACGUAUGCAACAUAUCAAGGAUGCCAAAGCAAUCGCUAAAGAUGCUGCUGAAGCCGCACGAAAAAGACGCCCAAAAACCCGUGAAGAAAUCGAACACGAGCAGAGAAAUCUUAGCAUCAAGAGAUACAAAGAAGUUGUAGCUGGUUUCAAAGUCAAAUUGAAGUUCACAGAGAAGGCUGCUCAGGACAUCAGAAGGGAGCAGUAUCUCGAAGCAACCCGCCUAGCUGGUCGAGAAACCCUAAAAAAGAUGCUUCAACACUCCAGCAAGCUCCUAGAUGCACGUAUAAAAACUCGUGACGGCAUUCCUGAAGAUCUUGACGAAAUUGAUGACGAGCUGAAUGCCAACGAAACGGAGGACUUAGUACCUAGUGAUGACUUUGAUGAAAUCGCGAGCGAAAAUGAGAGCGAAGCAUCUGAGGACGCAUCAAACAUGUCUGGUUCGGAUUCGUUGGACGAAGGAAGCGGAGUAGACGAUGAUUGUGACGACAAGCUCAGCCCUGAGGAGCUGCGACGAAAGUAUGCCGGUUUGACCGAAAUCGAGAGUGACAAUGGUUCUGGGGAGGAUGACACGGAUGUAUCGAUGUCCAUGGACGACAUGGGAGGGGAUAAGGGCUUCAGCGAUACAAAUGGAUUUGGUGACAAUAAUCUACGUUGGUUAGGAGAUCAAGAUGAUGGAAGUGACGAGGAUGUUCCGAUGGAUAGUGAAGAUGAAGAAGAAGUAGAGGAAGAGGAAGAGCCUGAUACUGAGGAAGGGGGAAGCGACCGAUACGAAGAAUACUACGAUGGAGAGGAUGAUGACGAUGACGAUGACGACGAUGCUGAGGAUGGUCUGUUUGGCUUCUUUUCAAAGGAUGAAGUUGAUAGGAUUCGGCACAGGAGUGCCGAGGCCUCAAAACGCUCUCAGGGUCUUGAUGGUGUGAAUGAUGAAGAUGAAGAUCUUGAAGAAGUGGACAUGGUGCCAGUUAAUGUGGAAGAAGAACAGGACACCGACAACCUUUCUGAUGCAGACACUGGCGUCCAUCUAGAUGAAGCGGAGCAUUCGGAAAACAAACACCACCCCCAUUCUAGUGAUGACUCAAGUGUCGCUAAGACUGGUAUAUCCGAAGUUAGCAGCGUUACUACUCCAGCAUCUAUUGGCAACAUUGGGGACCACAAAGAACCCAAGACACCAAUUUCGACUCUACUCAGGGGCACCUUGCGUGAGUAUCAACAUUUCGGUUUGGACUGGCUUGUCAACCUUUACAACAAUGGCACAAAUGGAAUACUGGCUGAUGAGAUGGGCCUUGGUAAAACAAUACAAACAAUUGCUCUUCUAUCCCAUCUAGCUACCGAUCGCGGAGUAUGGGGCCCGCACCUUGUGGUUGUACCAACCAGUGUUAUUCUCAAUUGGGAAAUGGAAUUCAAGAAAUGGGCACCGGGAUUUAAGAUUAUGACCUAUUACGGUAGUCGUGAGGAACGACAGGAAAAACGUAAAGGUUGGAUGAACUUAAGUGCUUGGGAUGUAUGUAUUACCUCCUAUCAACUCGUUGUUCAGGAUGUUCAAACAUUCAAACGAAGACCAUGGCAUUAUCUCAUCCUCGACGAAGCACACAAUAUCAAAAACUUCAGAUCUCAAAGAUGGCAGACUCUCCUAAACUUCAAAGCACAAGCACGCCUUCUAUUAACCGGUACCCCACUGCAGAACAACCUAAUCGAACUGUGGUCACUUCUUUACUUCCUUAUGCCCUCCGGCAACAAUAUGUCCGCUGCUAUGCCCGCUGGGUUUACAGAUCUCAGAGAGUUCCAACAGUGGUUUUCUCGCCCUGUCGACCAACUCAUCGAAGGGGGACGAGAAGGUAUGGAUGAAGAAUCAAAGGAGAGCAUCAGGAAGCUACAUACGAUAUUACGACCUUUUCUUUUAAGGCGUUUGAAGAAAGACGUGGAGAAGCAAAUGCCCGAGAAGCAUGAACACAUUGUUUGGUGUCGGCUUUCCAAACGCCAAAGGUUUUUGUACGACGAUUUCAUGUCUCGAUCACAAACGCGGGAGACGCUCACAAACGGCAAUUAUCUUUCAAUUAUUAAUUGUUUGAUGCAACUGCGGAAGGUGUGCAACCACCCUGACCUGUUUGAGACCCGCCCCAUCAUUACAUCAUUUGCAAUGGGUCGCUCAGUCAUCGCCGAUUUUGAAAUCAACGAACUCCUUGUGCGUCGCAAGUUCCUGCAGGGUGGUACCUUUGAUACAGUUAACUUUGACACGCUUAACCUCAACAUCAUCAGUGCCGAAUCGGAAUCACGUAUCUUCACAGACACUACAAGCAAACUAAUCGCACAGAAGGUGAUCAAGGAUCGUCUUCAUGAUCUCGAGCAAGAAAUUAUUCCUGGUCUCCAGCCUGACUUCUCAUCCUCUAAGGCCCUCAACAACUACAUCUUGAAUCGCAACAAAAUCUGCAAAUUCGAAAAGGUGAAACAGACAGCUUACUUGAAUGCCCUGCGAUGCCGUAGGAAACCAAUUUAUGGGACUGAUCUACGCCAGGCCUGUAAUAUUGGCGCAUUUCCUCAGUUCACCUCCCAACUUCCAGAGAACCGCAAAAGACGCCUCGAGUGGUUGUCAGGCGAAGUUUGUGUUUUGAAAAACAUUACCGCUACGAUAGGCCGUCGCGCGGAUGAAUUCGAUACCAUCAUUCAGAAGUUCGGCUGUGUUACACCGGCUGUCGUUGCUUCUGACAUGCCCUUCAUAACGGUAACGCCUGCCGGUCAGGAAAUUCUACGUCUUGUCAAGGCCAAAAAACUGGAAGAUCCUUUUCAUAGAGCCCGAAACCGUCUCUCCAUUGCCUUCCCCGACAAGCGCCUUUUGCAGUAUGACUGUGGCAAGCUCCAGAAAUUAGAUGCUUUGCUCAGGCAUCUACAGGAUGGUGGGCAUCGGGCCCUAAUUUUCACGCAGAUGACAAAGGUUUUGGAUAUCCUUGAGGAAUUUUUGAACAUCCACGGCCAUAGAUACCUAAGGUUGGAUGGCGCCACUAAAGUCGAACAACGUCAGAUUUUAACAGAGAGGUUCAACAACGAUAAUCGUAUCCUGGUAUUUAUUCUAUCGUCUCGCUCUGGCGGAUUGGGUCUCAACUUGACGGGAGCCGACUCAGUUAUUUUCUACGAUCUCGACUGGAAUCCCGCCAUGGACAAGCAAUGCCAGGACCGAUGCCACAGAAUUGGGCAAACCCGUGAUGUCCACAUUUACCGCUUCGUUUCAGAAUUCACAAUCGAGUCUAACAUUCUGCGCAAGUCAAAUCAAAAGCAAAUGCUUGACGAUGUUGUUAUUCAAGAAGGAGAAUUUACGGUUGACAAGUUUAAUCGGUUGACAGUUGCUGAUUUGUUCGGGGAUGAUGCGAAGAAAUUUGGGCUCGAAUCGAUUGGCGGGAAGACGAUCGGAUCGACUACAGGCAAUAUGAACAAAGCCCUGGAGGAAGUUGAAGACGCUGAUGACGUCGUAGCCGCUAAGGCGGCUUCGAAGGAAGCAGUUGAGAAUCUUGAUAGAGAUGAUUUUGGACGUGAAGAUGGGCAGAAAUCGGGAGCAGGGUCGGGAGUUGUUAUUGAUGAGAUAGCCAAUAAUACUGGAACGCCACGAAACUCGGAGCAUGCAAGUACGCCAGCGGCAGCUCCAACCCCGGUCGAAAACGAAGAUGUUGAAGAGAACCAGGUGGAAGAGGGGGGCAACUCUAGCACGGUUGAUGACUAUCUUGUUCGACUCUGGGUCUGGGAAUUGCGUGAUACGCCCGUCUUCAUACCGGACAAGAACAAGAAGAGGAAGGCAAAGAAGGCGAAACCACCAUAG
Molecule: messenger RNA, 4923 nt
Organism: Orbilia oligospora ATCC 24927
Lineage: Eukaryota; Fungi; Ascomycota; Orbiliomycetes; Orbiliales; Orbiliaceae
Exons: 3
Coding region: 1-4923 (1640 amino acids)
Cellular component (GO): Swr1 complex
Molecular function (GO): ATP binding; histone binding; ATP hydrolysis activity
Source: RefSeq, a predicted model, not a curated record